Molecule: messenger RNA, 6839 nt
Organism: Cebus imitator (Panamanian white-faced capuchin)
Lineage: Eukaryota; Metazoa; Chordata; Mammalia; Primates; Cebidae
Gene: SLC38A12
Product: transmembrane protein 104
Exons: 8
Coding region: 2434-3762 (442 amino acids)
Source: RefSeq, a predicted model, not a curated record
ACUUUCCCACAGGGGCUGGGAGUGGAACAGGAGGGAGUCAGCCCUGGAGGGCCGAACGUGAGGGCACUGAGGGGUGGGGAGACACCUGUCUACCCUGUCUUUAGCGCGGUGAGUCCUUGCCAGGGUAGUCAGAGAGGGAGCAGUAGUCACAGAGGCCUCCUGGUGGCUGAUGUUAGUAGAGCGGCGGCACAGCCCUGAUCAGAUAAAAACCUGGGCAUCCACUAGGCUUUGGAAUCUCACACGAUGCUGGCCUCUUCCCCAGAUUUACAUCCCCUGCUAUUAAAUGUAGGCUUUAUUAACAUUACCGUCAAGUUUUGCUGUCUGAGAAAAUACCACCCAGGAAGGAUCUAACAAACCUGUAAGGUGAUAUGGGAAAUCAGCUUGGAAUUUAGAAUUUGCUUAAGGUAAUUCACAAAGUAGGUGAUAAACACACCGUGGGCAUGAUCAAGUGUGGCACUUGCCUGCCGUGUACCUCCCCAGGCCUUUACCUGCUCCUUGAGCCAGGUGUGUGAGCCUCAUCAGCGGAUGCUUCAGGAAGGGUGGGUUCUACCUGAGGCACUUUUCGGGGAUUCCUGCACAUGUAGGGACUGGUCUGAAGUUGUCUGCAAGUGUCCCGGCCAGGAAGGGAUUUAGGACUAGGUAUUAAAGUCCUCUGUAGUUCAGGUAGGAAUCCACAAGCUGCAAAAACAGAUGGGAAGGAGCACCUGGAAACACCUCUCCUGAGAGAGGCGACCCCCCUCCCCAUCUGUACACCAAGCACCCUUCCAGGUACUGAGGGAGCCUCACCAACAAACAUCCCUGCCUGUGCAGACUUGACUUUAUUCUGUGGAGACAGACAGUGAGCAGUGAAGAUAAGAAAUGGGUAAAUUGAAGAGCAAGCUGGAAGGCAGCGAGUGCUGUGGAAAGAGGAAGGCAUUGCAGGGCGAGGGGACUAGGAUGCUAGGGGAAGCAGGGUUUGGGAGGGCUGCAUCUAAGUGAGGAUCUGAGAUGAUGAGACGGAUGAGACGGAGCUUAGUAGUUGGCGCAAACUAAGAUGUACGAAAGGCUGAAUGGGAUAGGAAAAUGCCCAUGCUUUCCAGCUUCUUCAUGCAUUUCUUUUGGGGAGUUUUGAGGGUGAAUCUUGGGGCACUACUGGUUCAUUACCUACUGUGAGCCCUGGCAGCCAAGAGCUCUGGAAGUGUGUGUCCUUACACGACUCUGCUGUCCCCUUUAAAGGACCUUCAGCACAGGCAGCCAUCCAAAUGAGAAGUGUUCUUUGGGGGCUCUGAGGUAGAGGGUGCCACACCCCACUCCUUGCUCAACCCAUUUGUGUUUGGACAUGAUCAAUGAGUUGGCCUUCUGCAAGCAACCAUGAGAAGCCUCUCUAUGCCUUAAUUAAGAUUGAUUUUAAUUUUACUUCCAAAAAGAAGGGUAAAUCCAAAGCCCUUAAAAUGGUCACUUAGGCAAGAUAAUGAGAAACCUUUCUAGGAGGUGCUGAGGUGAUUAGAAUGGGGGCUUCCGAGCUGGCUGCUCCCCCAGGGUGGGAGUAGGUAUGGCUUUAACUGGUUUAACCUCAUCGUGGGCACAGGCGCGCUCACCAUGCCCAAGGCCUUCGCCACCACAGGGCGGCUUGUCAGCCUUGUCCUAACUGGUGUGAAGCCAAGCGACUCAGCUCCCUCCCGACCUCAGAGCCGAGCAGUCAGCCCCCCAGCUGUCAACACUCAGGGAGAGGCAGGGGUGAGUCUGGUGGCAGAGCUGUCCUGGCCUCAAGAAAGCAGGAGAUGAAUGUUCGUCCCCCGCUGUUCCACGGCAGAGAUGGAUUCAUACCUCAGGUUUUAUUAGCAGGAAGGUAGCCCACUUCUGUAUCCUCCGUUAACAAAAGCAUUCGUGCAUUCCAGCUGUCAUCUAGGUCUCUCAAGUUUCUUUAAGAGGAAAAGAAAAGAUUUUUCCAGUCUAGUCUGACUUCUUGGCAAGCAUCUGUUGCCACCUCCCAAUCUCCCUUUUGAAUCAGGCCAUAGAAGUGCAAGCUUAUUUUAAUAUUAGCCAGAUUAUUUGGAAAGUAAAAAGUACUGCCAAAGAAAAAAAGGACGGAUUCCGGAGCCAAGUGCCCAUUUCCAGUUAUCCAUGCCUGCGUGUCUUCCAUCCAUGUAUGUAAUUGGGAGGUGACUGCUUGCCUCUGUCCUUGCAAGGUGAGGUGAAAACUGCCUGCUGUCCUUCCAGAAGCUGGGGGGCCCUGUGUGAACCAGCCUCCCUUCACAGAGCAUCCUUUGGCGUCUGCCCACCACGGCCCCUCCUGGGUGUGCAGCUCGGCUUGUCCCAGCACCACCUCUGCCCCCAGCUCCCUCUCUUUUUUGGGUACUUUCCCUCCCAUCACUUAAUUCAUGCCCCUCUCUCUUGUGCACUGGAAAUACAUUCUCACUGUAGACAGCAACAUCAAAGCACGCACACCUUUUUAUGAGCUUCGUGACCACCACCUUUGUGAUAGAGGCCAUGGCCGCAGCCAACGCGCAGCUCCGCUGGAAGAGGAUGGAGAACCACAAGGAGGAGGAAGACGACGACUCCUCCACAGCCUCAGACAGUGAUGUUCUCAUCCGGGACAACUAUGAGCGGGCAGAGAAGCGGCCCAUCCUGUCUGUGCAGAGACGUGGAUCUCCCAACCUGUUUGAAAUCACAGACCGGGUGGAAAUGGGACAAAUGGCCUCCAUGUUCUUCAAUAAAGUGGGGGUCAACUUGUUCUAUUUCUGCAUCAUCGUUUACCUGUAUGGGGACCUCGCCAUCUAUGCUGCUGCCGUGCCCUUCUCCCUCAUGCAGGUGACCUGCAGCACCACUGGCAAUGACUCCUGCGGCGUGGAGGCAGAUACCAAAUACAACGACACUGACCAGUGCUGGGGGCCCCUGCGCCGUGUGGAUGCCUACCACAUCUACUUGGCGAUCUUCACUCUCCUCCUCGGACCGUUCACCUUCUUUGACGUCCAGAAGACCAAGUACCUGCAGAUCCUGACCUCUCUAAUGAGAUGGAUCGCUUUUGCCGUCAUGAUUGUGCUGGCCCUGGUCCGAAUCGGGCACGGACAGGGGGAGGGGCACCCGCCCCUGGCCGACUUCUCGGGGGUCCGGAACCUGUUCGGGGUGUGCGUCUACUCCUUCAUGUGCCAGCACUCCCUACCAUCCCUCAUCACACCCGUCUCCUCCAAGCGCCACCUCACGAGGCUGGUGUUCCUGGACUACGUGCUCAUCCUGGCCUUUUAUGGCCUCCUCUCCUUCACCGCCAUCUUCUGCUUCCGAGGCGACAGCCUCAUGGACAUGUACACCCUCAACUUCGCGCGCUGUGACGUCGUGGGCCUGGCCGCCGUGCGCUUUUUCCUGGGCCUCUUCCCCGUCUUCACCAUCAGCACCAACUUCCCCAUCAUUGCCGUGACCCUGCGCAACAACUGGAAGACGCUUUUCCACCGCGAGGGCGGCACGUACCCGUGGGUGGUGGACCGCAUCGUGUUUCCCACCAUCACCCUGGUGCCGCCCGUGCUGGUGGCCUUCUGCACCCACGACCUGGAGUCCCUGGUGGGCAUCACAGGGGCCUACGCAGGCACCGGCAUCCAGUACGUCGUCCCCGCCUUCCUGGUGUACCACUGCCGCAGGGACACCCAACUGGCCUUUGGCUGCGGGGUCAGCAACAAGCACAGGUCCCCUUUCCGCCACACCUUCUGGGUGGGUUUCGUGCUGCUCUGGGCAUUCUCCUGCUUCAUCUUUGUCACGGCCAAUAUCGUCCUCAGCGAGACCAAGCUAUGAUGGCAGGACAGGGAGGUCUGGUGGUGGGAGGCGUAGGGUGCCCAGCCUCGUCCCUCACCCGCAGAGCCCAGAUUGAGUUGCUCCCAGGUCUCCAUGGGGCAGGUGGGACUGUGGCUCUAGGGGGAAACCCUCUGUCCAGCUGGGGGUCUUCUCCCCACCCCACCUUCCACCCAGUCUGCACCUGGCCUCAUUCCCCCAGGCUGCUCUCCCAGCAGGUCCUCCUGCCUGGGUGACACAUGGCUGCUCCCAAGUUCUAGGACUAAUUACUGGAAUCACAUCCCUCUCCCAAAUUCUCCAACAUGCUUCACCCCCCACCCCACCUCCAGAGGCAGGCUCCUCCCUGUAGGGUGGGAGAUGCGGUGCUGGCACUGCCAUAAUUUGUCCCCGCCCACGCCCCUCCCCUCUCCAGCCCCAUCCUGCAUCCUUGUCUCAGAACCCUCCACUAGCAGCUGCUGCCUCUUCAGAGGUGAAUCCGGGGCUACAAGCAUCCCAGCCAGGCCCGCUUGUGACGGCAGGGGCCACCCUCUCACCAGGCCUGGGAGGUGCUAGGCACCACCUCAGAGAGGGCCUGGCUGGCCCCCUGACAAGAACAAGAAGUGCUAACUGGUACCAGAGUCCCAGACAGAGCUGCGAGGGCACUCGCUGUGGGUGCGAACUCCGGAGUAGCAGGCUAGAGGGAGCGUCCCUCCUACAGGGACACGGCCACCUGCCAGCCGGGCCUAAAGUCUGGAGCUUGUCCCUGAAAGGGACCCUCUGCUGCCCUCGCUGCCCCGCUGGAGCCCUCAGGGCCUUCUGUAGUGCGGGUGGUCCUACUAGAGGGAAGCCAUCCCCACCUGGCACCUCUGAGACUUGGCAGUGACAUGGCAGUGGGAGGACUCCGAGGUUUCCACCCUCACGACGGUCAGGCUGCCCCUGCCCCCACGCCAGCACUAAAGGUGGCUCCCUUAGGGGCUGGGCAUGGGUGCUCGGUGUUCACACUCUCUGUGUCCCUUGGGCAAUGUGGGGUUGAAUGGGGCCCCUGCUGCCAUUCUCGUGGAAGGAGGCCAGGUCCCCAGCCACCUCCCACUCAGCCAUGCACACACUUGCUGGGCUGGCCUCCUGGGAAACACAGGUGACUCGAAUGAACUCUGCAUUUUCAACGUGCCUUCUACUGUUUCAGGACCUGGGGGUCCUCCUGACCCUCACUGGCUUGCCCCCAGCCCUGGGCCUGGUCCCACCUGUCCUAGAGCCCAGAGCCGCUGGCCUGGAGCUGCCUCUCUGGGGUGGGUCUCAGGCCCCAUCCCUCCCUCUUUUGAGUUCAGUGCCUUGCUCAGCCCCUCCCAUGUCUCACCGUCUUCAGACCUCUGACAGAGCAACGAUGCAGGGUCUCCUGGGGCCCGAGAUGGUCUCAGGGUCAGGGGGAUGUGGGAUUUGCAGGAAACUUGGGGAGCCCGCAGGUAGCGCCACCUCUACCCUGGCAGCUGAAGCCUGGGAGAGUCCCUCAAGGUGUAAUUGGCCUCAGUCUGCUUUCUCACUGCCGUCACCCCUUGGCGGUCCUUACCGCUUGUCCCCACGUGUCAUUAUUUUCCAUCCACAGGAAAAACAAAUGCCUCUUCUCCAUCUGCCAUUGUGGCUCCUCCCAGGAGGCCUCUCAGGGUGGGUAGAGCAGGGGCCUGCAGUGGCCAGGCCAAGAGCAAGGAAGACCUGGCCUCGCUCCCGUGGCCUGGGCUCUCUCUACAGCUUCCCAGUUGUUUGCUGAAAACUCAAAGCAUCUGGAAUUCCCCUUCUCUAGUUACAUUCUCUCUCACUUAGAGACAAAGCAGAUUGAAUUAUCCUGCUGCCCCAGGCUCCAAACCAAAUUUUGGAGCAAAUUCAUUAGCUUCAUAAAGCCCAGGUUGAUUUAUGUGACAGUCUGGAGCCGCCCAGCCAUGGAGUUGGUGGCUAUGCUCCCUGCCACCUCUGAGCCGAGGCAGCCCCAGCCCUGGAGGGAACAAGCCCACAGUGACCACAUUGCUGAAGCCAAGCGGGGACCCUCCCCACUGCUGUGGUCGAGCUGCCUUGCUCCUCAGUGUCGUCCUGCUAGUAGUGAGAUGGGGUCACCCUCCUCUCCAUAGACGCCAGGAUUCCGCCACUGACAGCCAUCGGGGGUUGGGGCCAGGGGCAGAGGACCACAGCAGCAAAACAGUCCCAGGUGAUGCUGGCUCUCCAUGUGUAUCAGGCACAUUGAACUGCAGCCAUCAUCAGCUUGGCAAAGUAGGCAAGUCUAGGUUGUGGUUUCCAUUAUGCAGAUGCUCCCCAGGGUCAGUGGUGGGGAGAGCAGAAGAGGAUACCGCCCAGCCUGACCCAGGAACAGGUGUCGCUGUGGAGGAAAGCUUAAAGCCAGCAACCUCUACCCAUCGUCCGCCACCUGCAUGGCCCCAGAUGCCCCAGGGGCAGGCCAGGUCAAGGUGGGAGUAAACGUUUUUUGCCUCCCUCCCCACAGAAGCACCAGACCCACCUGAUCCGCAGCACCUCGUGCCAGCAGCUCCUGGCUGUUCCUCACCUGAGGCUAGAGCAGCGGCUGCAAGAUUAUAGAUGGGGCAGGUGGCAGGUGACAGACCGGGAGGCACUGCUGGGUGGUGGAGGUGGGCUGUGGCACUGUGCCAGGCGCCUAGCCACACAGCUCUUUUCACCACGGGGCCAGGAGCAGCCUCGGCAACAGGCAGAAGCCAGAGUCAGAGGGAAGGACAGGGGCUGCUACCCCACUCCUGGAAAGCCACUGCAGAGGGGCAGUGACUGGCAGUGCCAGGCCUGGGGGAAGUGGAAGUGUCCUGUCUAGGGGGCAGAUUCCCAAGUAAGGGUGACCCAUGGUUAAGGGCCAAGGGAAAGCUGGAGAGAGCUUGGGAUCCCUUCCGUGUGGGCCAGUGGUAUUGACUGCACACUGGAGGGGUAACCUCCGCUGAGGGUCAUUAUGUGCCAGGCAUGGCAUUGGGUACUUUCUGCAUGGAUCAGGCAGCUAGGCCUGCCACUUGCAAGCAGCGAGCCUCCGUGACCUAUCCUUUCUCGUGUGUAAAGUGGGGUAAUAGUAGCUGUGUCACUGGUCAGUUGUGGGGGUUAAA